Molecule: messenger RNA, 942 nt
Organism: Acanthosepion pharaonis
Lineage: Eukaryota; Metazoa; Mollusca; Cephalopoda; Sepiida; Sepiidae
Source: the annotation of a GenBank genome assembly
AUGGAUAUUUCUUAUUUGUUGAUAUCCAGGCUUGAACCACGGCUGGAUAUUUCUUAUUUGUUCAUCACCUGGUUUGAACCACGGCUGGAUAUUUCUUAUUUGUUCGUCUCCAGGCUUGAACCCCGACUGGAUAUUUCUUAUUUGUUGAUAUCCAGGCUUGAACCACAGCUGGAUAUUUCUUAUUUGUUUGAACCACGGCUGGAUAUUUCUUAUUUGUUCAUCUCCUGGUAUGAACCGCGGCUGGAUAUUUCUUAUUUGUUCAUCUCCUGGUUUGAACCACGGCUGGAUAUUUCUUAUUUGUUCAUCUCCUGGUGUGAACCACGGCUGGAUAUUUCUUAUUUGUUCAUCUCCUGGUUUGAACCACGGCUGGAUAUUUCUUAUUUGUUCAUCUCCUGGUUUGAACCACGGCUGGAUAUUUCUUAUUUCUUCAUCUCCUGGUUUGAACCACGGCUGGAUAUUUCUUAUUUGUUCAUCUCCUGGUUUGAACCACGGCUGGAUAUUUCUUAUUUGUUCAUCUCCUGGUUUGAACCACGGCUGGAUAUUUCUUAUUUGUUCAUCUCCUGGUUUGAACCACGGCUGGAUAUUUCUUAUUUGUUCAUCUCCUGGUAUGAACCGCGGCUGGAUAUUUCUUAUUUGUUCAUCUCCUGGUUUGAUCCACAGUUGGAUAUUUCUUAUUUGUUCAUCUCCUGGUUUGAACCACGGCUGGAUAUUUCUUAUUUGUUCAUCUCCUGGUUUGAACCACGGCUGGAAAUUUCUUAUUUGUUCAUCUCCUGGUUUGAACCACGGCUGGAUAUUUCUUAUUUGUUCAUCUCCUGGUUUGAACCACGGCUGGAUAUUUCUUAUUUGUUCAUCUCCUGGUUUGAACCACGGCUGGAUAUUUCUUAUUUGUUCAUAUCCAGGCUUGAAUCACAGCUGGAUUUAAUUCUUAUUUUUUUACUUUGA